Ochotona curzoniae (black-lipped pika) is the source of this 1371-nucleotide messenger RNA. RefSeq names its product tRNA mitochondrial 2-thiouridylase (gene TRMU). Gene Ontology annotation, molecular function: sulfurtransferase activity. Gene Ontology annotation, biological process: tRNA wobble position uridine thiolation. Bases 13 to 1278 code for a protein of 421 amino acids. The transcript has 11 exons. Gene Ontology annotation, cellular component: mitochondrion. The record is from RefSeq and is a predicted model, not a curated record. NCBI's taxonomy places the organism in Eukaryota, Metazoa, Chordata, Mammalia, Lagomorpha, Ochotonidae.
CUUGGCGGCCCGAUGCAGGCGACGCGGCACGUCGUGUGUGCCUUGUCGGGCGGCGUGGACAGCGCGGUGGCGGCGCUGCUGCUGAAGCGGAGAGGGUACCAGGUGACAGGCGUGUUCAUGAAGAACUGGGACCUGCUGGACGAGCAUGGCGUCUGCACCGCGGACAGGGACUGUGAAGACGCCUACAGGGUCUGUCAGAUCCUGGACAUCCCCUUCCACCAGGUCUCCUACGUGAAGGAGUACUGGAAUGACGUGUUCAGUGAUUUUUUGAGCGAGUAUGAAAAAGGAAGGACUCCGAACCCGGACAUAAUCUGCAACAAGCACAUCAAGUUCAGCUGCUUCUUGAACUACGCAACGGACAAUCUGGGUGCAGACGCCAUAGCCACAGGCCACUACGCCAGAACCUCGCUGGAGGAUGAGGACGUCUUUCAGCAGAAGCACAUCAAGAGGCCAGAAGGACUUUUCAGAAAUCGAUUUGAAGUCAGAAACCCGGUGAAGCUCCUGCAGGCCGCCGACAGCUUUAAAGACCAGACCUUCUUUCUCAGCCAGGUCUCCCAGCCUGCCCUGAGGAGAACCAUCUUCCCCCUGGCGGGGCUCACCAAGCCAUUCGUCAAGAAGAUUGCCGCCGAAAACCAGCUUCAUCACGUGCUGCACAAGAAGGAGAGCAUGGGCAUCUGCUUCGUGGGCAAGAGGAACUUCGAGUCUUUCAUCCUGCAGUACCUGCAGCCGCGGCCGGGCAAGUUCGUCUCCAUAGAAGACAAUAAGGUCCUGGGCACACAUAAAGGUUGGUUCCUGUACACCCUGGGCCAGAGAGCCAAGAUAAGUGGCUUACGGGAACCCUGGUUUGUAGUGGACAAGGACGGGGCCAAGGGUGAUGUGUUUGUGGCCCCCCGGACAGACCACCCGGCCCUGUACCGGGAGCUGCUGCGUACCAACCGCGUGCACUGGAUCGCUGAGGAACCGCCUGCUGCCCUGGUCCGGGACAAGAUGAUGGAGUGCCACUUCCGCUUCCGCCACCAGAUGGCGCUAGUGCCCUGUGUGCUGACCCUCAAUCAAGAUGGCACUGUGUGGGUGACUGCUGUGAAGGCUGUGCGGGCGCUCACCCCAGGGCAGUUUGCCGUGUUCUACAAAGGGGACGAAUGCCUGGGCAGUGGGAAGAUCCUGCGCCUGGGGCCAUCUGCCUACACACUGCAGAAAGGCCAGAGUAGGGCCCGGGUGGCCCCCGAGGUCUCCAGUGCCAACCCGGUGGAGGGUCCAGGCCUGAAUCCCACGCCCUGACACAGGCUGAGCCGCGGGAAGCUGGACAAGGAGAGCAGAGCCCAGGCCGGUCAGUCAUGGAGGCCUUAGGUGCUGCUGCAGGCACCAGGUGAG